Messenger RNA from Esox lucius (northern pike), 2350 nucleotides. It is a transcript of the gene pa2g4a, whose product is annotated as proliferation-associated 2G4, a. NCBI's taxonomy places the organism in Eukaryota, Metazoa, Chordata, Actinopteri, Esociformes, Esocidae. The record is from RefSeq and is a predicted model, not a curated record. The transcript is spliced from 12 exons. The coding region runs from base 168 to 1349 and encodes 393 amino acids.
CUAGGUCUUUUAUUUUGAAGACCAACUCAAUUCCACUGUUGUGAGAGAGAAGCUUGCUUCACAAUUCGGUCUAGCGCGCAGAGAAGGACAAAAAGCUUCGAAGUGUAUCUGGCGGUUUUGGUACUCGAUACAUCGUCAAGAGGGUUGUAUAGCGAGUCGCUGUCAAGAUGUCUGACAACGAAGAACAAGAGCAGACCAUAGCUGAGGACUUGGUUGUCACCAAGUACAAAAUGGGGGGUGACAUCGCCAACCAGGCACUGUGCGUGGUCAUUGAAGCAGCCAAAUCAGGGGUGUCUGUACUCAGCCUCUGUGAGAAGGGAGAUGCCUACAUAAUGGCAGAAACUGGCAAGGUCUUCAGAAAGGAAAAAGAAUUGAAAAAAGGCAUUGCCUUCCCCACCAGCGUCUCAGUCAAUAACUGUGUUUGCCACUUCUCUCCCCUGAAGAGUGACCCCGACUACAUACUUAAAGAUGGGGACCUGGUCAAAAUUGAUCUUGGCGUGCAUGUUGAUGGCUUCAUCUCGAAUGUGGCUCACAGCUUUAUUGUGGGAGCUACCAAGGAGGCUCCAGUGACCGGGAGGAAAGCUGACGUGAUCAUGGCAGCUCACUUGUGUGCGGAGGCAGCGUUGCGUCUGGUGAAGCCUGGCAACCAGAACUCACAGGUGACAGAGGCUUGGAACAACAUCGCUAAGUCAUUUAAGUGCACAGCCAUCGAGGGUAUGUUAUCUCAUCAGCUGAAGCAACACAUUAUCGAUGGAGAGAAAACAAUCAUUCAGAAUCCCACUGACCAGCAAAGAAAAGACCACGAGAAAGCGGAGUUUGAGGUGCACGAGGUCUAUGCUGUUGAUGUUCUGAUCAGCACCGGAGAGGGGAAGGCCAGGGAUGGAGGCCAGAGGACCACCAUUUACAAGAGGGACCCCAGUAAGCAGUAUGGGCUGAAGAUGAAGACCUCUCGCAUGUUCUUCAGCGAGGUGGAGCGACGCUUCGACGCUAUGCCCUUCAAUCUCCGGGCAUUUGAGGAUGAAGCCAAAGCACGCCUGGGAGUGGUAGAAUGUGCCAAGCACGAGCUGCUGCAGCCUUUCAGCGUACUCAACGAGAAGGAAGGAGAGUUUGUGGCCCAGUUUAAGUUCACAGUGUUGCUGAUGGCUAACGGUCCCCAUAGAAUCACCUGUGGACCGUUUGAGCCAGAGCUGUACAGGUCAGAGCAUGAGGUGCAGGAUGCAGAGCUGAGGACUCUACUACAGAGCUCGGCCAGUCGCAAGACACAAAAGAAGAAGAAAAAGAAGGCCUCUAAAAAUGUGGAAACCGCUACUGGACAGCCAACCGAGCAGAGCAAGGAAGCAGCAGAGUAGUUGGCUACCUGUUUUCAGACAUACUGACACAUGUACACACGCACCCUAAAGAACUGAAAGUAAAUCUUGCCCCUCUGUUAGUUGUUUUUUACCCUCAUGCCCUUUUCUAGCAUAUGCCCCAUUGAUUCAAUCUGAUUUGGAGUUGAGCCUGCUGAAAGGCCCUCAUCUGUUCAUUUUUUUAUGUUCCCAUUCGGUUGAUUCUGGACUCUGAAUAAGCAUCAGACCCUUGUAACACAUCGGUGCAAACAACAUUAUAUGGAGGUUAUCUGCCAUUGGUGGCAUAUGAGAUUGUGGAAACAAAUAGUUUUUACCCCACAUCUUUAGAGAUGCCAGGAUUCUGAGAAGUUGUGAUGUAGUUGAAGUCUUAUAAAUGUUGUAAAAAAAUGCUUUGUUUUUAAUUAAUUUCAUGAUAACCCCAAAACAUUUCUUGUGAAACAAUUAAGUGGUGCCAGUCACACUAAGAAUUUAAACCCGGAAGCAGUAUUUCCAGGAAACUAAGUUAGCAACUGAUCUUUUGGCCUUGAAUCUUAUUUGGUGAAACGUUACGAUUACGUAAACGUGACAAUUUGAAGGUUGGAGCACAGCAUUCAGAAGACAAUUCUUACAUCAAUACUUGAAGAGUUCCUGUAGUGGGAACACAAACACUGCUACACUUACUGCCACCCCCUCUUUACUGAUAGGGGAUUGUUUUAUUGAAUGGGGUCGGGAUGUUUUCUGCCAAAUUGUUUUUAAAUUCUAUUUAUUUUUAAAUGACAAUACCUCAUUAAUGUGGUAUUGUAUCAAUGAGGUAUCUACUAAUACCAUUAAAGUGGAACUUCUAAAAAAAAAAAUAUUCACAACUGCUUCAAAUCUUGUUUAUGCAAACCCAUUUUGCGAGUGAGAAAAUCUUGUCAUAUUGCAAAAUACUAAGUUGACGAUAGUAGUACAUUUUCAUUUUUAUGGCAUAACCAGUGUCGAAUACUUAUUUGUACCUAAUGAAAUAAAAUUACCUUUUAAUAUGC